AUGGAUAGAUAUGAAUUUAAAGUGAAACUCGGUGGAGAUAGGUGUGUUAAGCUGUUUUUGAACUCAAUUGAGAUGAAAACGUUAGAUUUUCACUCACUUAUGCAAAGAAUUUUGGAAAGAGUUCCGAGUCUUUGUGGCAAAGAAGUUGCAUUAAAGUAUUUGGAUGACAGAGAGGACUGGGUUGACCUUCCAAUCGGAGAUCUUGAUUCAUUUAUUGAUAUGGUCGAAACGGCAAGAAACUCAACUCGCGAAAACCUAAAAAUUAUUCAACUUAAAGUGAAUGAGUUAGCUAACACACCACAAGAUGGCGCAAAGCACGGCGUUUCACAAAAGCGUUCUCGAGUUUCUCCGUCUCCCUCUCCAAAAUCCGCGGACGCUGUAUUAGUACACAUGGCUAAAAAGUCAAGACCUCUGUCAGCCGCGAAAUGCCUUGAGUUUGAUAAUACCACCACUGAGACAGCUGAUAAAAUAUACCGGUCUCCCGCUGAUAAGUUCUUUGAUAAACUUUCGAAAGACAAGGACAAUGUAGAACAAAAUGUCGCAAAGAAGCAACGUGAAUUAUCUGAACUUCAAAAUAGCUGUAAACCACUAACUGGCGCCACCGUGGCAGGCAAGAAGGCGUCUUUAUGCUCAGUUUGCCAUUCAGCGGGACAUAAUAAAUCUAUUUGUUCAUUCCCUCCUUGUUCUUCUGCGACAAUAUGUAAAGAAAUCAAACGGCACCCAGAUGAGGAGAAAUAUAUUAAACAAAUACAGUCUGAGUUGAAAGUUUUAAAUGGGAAAUUAAAGCAACUAGAAAACGAUCUUACUUCCAAGAAAGAAUCCUACGCCUCAGCUCUCAACACAUUUGCUGCCAAAGUGCAAGCAAAUCUAAUUAACAGCAAUCCUGAUAAAUACCUUAGGAAAACUAUCGCUGGAGACAACGUACCGAACUGGCUAGUCGUGAAUACAGAUAUUCGAAAGCUUGAAAGAGUGUGUAAGGGAAAAGUUCCAGAUAUUGGAGAAAUUCAGAACUUACUAACCAAGUAUGAAGCAGGAUUUGAUGUUUUUAAUGAAACUGUGAGCGAACAGUCAACACAACGUGAACAUGUAAAUCCAGUGGUCAAGCUUUGGGAACAGAAAGGAAUAAAAUUUCCAGGGAAAGGCGUACUUCCGAACAGCACUUAUUCUACUAGCAGUCAAGUAAUUCCUUCUACAGCAUCAGGGCAAUAUUUCCCCGCUACUUUGGAGGAAGAGAAUUACCACAUUAAAAUAGGAAUUGAACAAAGUUUGCAAUCAUUGCCAUUAUCGGAUAUGCACACCGUCGCUGGGAUACCCGCGAUUAGUUGUACUGGUCGCUCUGAGCGCCAUGAUUUCGUUGAAGAAUCCGAGGAAGAAACAGAUUACGGACUUUCGCUACUUUUUAAGGCAGCACAAUUAAUGAGCGAAUAA
This is a messenger RNA of Paramuricea clavata, 1428 nucleotides long. NCBI's taxonomy places the organism in Eukaryota, Metazoa, Cnidaria, Anthozoa, Malacalcyonacea, Plexauridae. The record is from the annotation of a GenBank genome assembly.